CGCUCCGAGCCGCCUCUGCCGCCGCUGCUCCGAGCCGCCCGCAGCCACCGCCGGCGGGGCCGCGCUCCAUGGCGACCCCCAGCCCCUGCAUCGUGAUUGGUGAUGAUGAACAAGGCUACGACCUGGAUUUGUUCUGCAUACCUAAGCAUUAUGCAGAUGAUUUGGAAAAAGUCUAUAUUCCUCAUGGGCUCAUCAUGGACAGGACGGAGAGACUGGCACGAGAAAUUAUGAAGGGCAUGGGAGGACACCACAUUGUGGCACUCUGUGUACUGAAGGGUGGCUAUAAAUUUUUUGCUGAUUUAUUAGACUACAUCAAAGCCCUGAACAGAAACAGUGACAAAUCAAUCCCCAUGACUGUCGACUUCAUUAGGCUGAAGAGUUACUGUAAUGAUCAGUCAACUGGAGAUAUCAAAGUCAUUGGGGGAGAUGACCUCUCAACCUUGACCGGAAAGAAUGUUUUGAUUGUAGAAGAUAUAAUUGAUACUGGUAAAACAAUGAAAACGUUGCUGUCUCUACUUAAGCAGUACAAUCCAAAGAUGGUGAAAGUAGCCAGUUUGUUGGUAAAAAGAACUCCUCGAAGUGUUGGAUAUCGACCAGACUUUGUUGGAUUUGAAGUGCCAGACAAGUUUGUUGUGGGAUACGCCCUAGAUUACAAUGAAUACUUUAGAGAUUUGAACCAUAUCUGUGUGAUCAGCGAGACAGGGAAGCAGAAGUACAAAGCAUGAAAGCAGAGUUCAAGUGCUGUGACAACAGAGCUUUGAAAUGUUUUGUUUACUGAGUCCUAUCUUUCACAGGCUUCAGCUCUGGCACACCAGCUACACUUGUAGAAUGCCCCAACCCCAUUGCUAUAUGCUUACUAUAAUUUAUUGCAUGUACAAUAUAAGAGCUCGUCUUGUUCAUUUAUAUUUUAGAAAUGUAAACAACUAGUGCAGUUCUGCACUCCUUAUUUUGAUUUGCACUAUGACUCUACCGACUAUCGCUGCCCCUGGUUGGGUUGUGCUGUUUGUGAGCUCCAGAGUCUAACUCUUGCAGUGGUAAAUUGCUUAAACCUCAUCAACCCAGAACUGAAAUAGUUCAAGUACUGUAAAUGUAAAACAUUUUAUGAUAGGGAAGUCUAUUAGUAAUAUUUUUAAAAUCUGUAAUUUAAGUUUUAUAUUUUAAUGCACAGAUGUGAUUGUGAUUAAUGGAUAGUUGCACCUUUGGGUGUUAUAAAGCAUGAGGAACAGCCAGUUACAGUAUCUGUAAUCUCCAAGGAGCUCAUUCAAAUCUCCGGGAGUUGCCUUAUUGCUGUAAAGGAAGUCUGCGUGGAAAAAAUGUCUUUUUCCUUUUUUUCUUUUUUUUAAAAGAUGGAAUGACAAAACAGAAUGUUUAAAAUCUAGUUUUAGUUGAGUUGCCUAUUUCUGUUAGAUUUUUUUCUUUAAAAAUAUCCAUCGGUCUGUGGAAUUGCCUUUUAAAUUUAAACAAUUUUAAUAUAUUUGUGGAAAAAAAAAAGUAUUGUAAUGUUUACUUUACAAGAUCUACAAAGCAAAAUUCUUUAAAUAAAGGCUGUCUCUUUAAAAUAAGCCCCACACAUCUAUCCCACUCAUUCUGUAUAUUAAAGUGCUCUUGAAAUUUCCUUCUCAGUAAUAUUGCCCAUAAGUGUUUGUGACAGUGUAGGCAGACUCAGCAUUUGUUACCUUUGUAGAGCUUCUGGUUAACACAAUCCUGUCUCUGAUAGAUGAUAAAGUGCUGAGGGAAGACAUUGAAACAGUUGCAUAUUUUCUAACCAAACUAGAUUUCAGAGAAUAUGGUUUAAGCACUGAUCUUUGUUCUGUCUUGGCAAAAAUGAAGAGUGGAGGUUCCAUGUUCAUUAAACAUAUCCAUGUGGGAAAAAAAAAGCCAAACCACAACCAUUUUGUAAGUAAUCAUUUUGGUUUGUUUCACCAACACUUCUGUUUGUGUGGAGUUCGGUUCUGGCCUCGGCAGCCCAGCUCACACCUGCAUUUGUGCCGUGCUUUCUGGGUCUCGUUCUUCUGCACGUGGAUUCUCCCACCAUAUCCUCGGAUUUAACGCUGCUCAGUGCUUACACACAAUGGAGUUUUUGAAAGAUUCUGUUUUGAAAGAUUUUUCUGUGGUUUCAAAGUUUGAGUCUUUCCCAAGUGCUUCACACUGUUGCCCAUCCAUGGCCUGCUCAGGUACAGCUGCAGUAGUUAAUAGCAGACCUAAAAUAUGAAUUCACACACUGUCAUCCACAUCAAAUGACCACACUGUAUGAGAGAUCUAUUUGUAAAUCACAAUUCUCAUUACAAGUGUUAGAACGCUGGUCAUGAUUAUACUGUACUUUUGCAAUGUUCUGGGUAAUGUUCCAAAGAGCUUUUAUCUCAAUGCACUACAAAGUCUGAUUGUAUUUCUCAACGUUUGUGUAUCUGCCUUUUCAAGAGCCUGUGACUUGUUGCAAAAAUGUGCAAUGCAUCUCCAAGAAGAGGAAACACAAAAGCAACGCGAGAAAAUAUAAACCCACUUGAAAAUUAUUGUAUCUACUCAAGUUUUCAUUAGUUCUGGUUGAACUUAAGGUCUGAUCUUAAAAAACAGUGUUUUCUUCAACCUUAGUAAUUCCCACUUCACAAUGUGCUUUAAAAUAACUUCCUGGCAUCUAGAGAGUGUACUAGGUGGCUUAAAAGUAUGUAUUUACACAUGAAAACAAGGAGUAUUGAUGAUGUUCAAUAUUCAAUUAGUUGCUCCUGAAAUGUUUUCCUAUCAUGGUUAAGAUGGUUAUUUACAUGCUGUGAUUUGGGAAAGGGAGGAGGGUUUGAAUUAGUCAUAACAAGGGGUUUAUCUUUUGAACCAUAGCUGGAGUGGGGAAAUUCCUGGUCUGUUGGGGGUAAGGGGUGGAACUGCAUGGACUGUGUGGUCACAGAAGAGGUUUGGGAAGAUACUCUUGAGCCACACUGACCCUGGGGGCGAUGCUGCAGGAGCCCAGGUCUGCCCUCUAACAAACCUCACCUGUGUCUGAUGGAAAAGGGCAAUAUUAAAAAAAAAAAUAAAUCUUACUUUUCAACUUUUGGGGAACAGGCACUGUUUCACUUCCUUCACACAGGUGUUUGUCAGAUGUUGUUCUCUAUGAAAAUUAUUCAGAGAAAAAGUUACCCACUCCACCCUUCUAGAACAGUUCUAACUAAUGUAGCCUUUCACAGCACCUGUGUGUGCGCUACAGGGAGAUAAAUCCUCAGGUGAAAAGAGUUGAAAACAUAAUUGUUACUUUUAUUCAGUCAUUUUGGUUAAAAGACUAGGGGUUUAGUAACACCUUUGCAAGUUAAAUGUCAACUUUAUACAACCCAGACAUAUAAUGUUAAAGCAUUAGGAAAGCACAGAGGAAUAUCUUGUAUUUGAACAUUUAUGUGGCAUUUGAAAUUCAUUAUAGUUCCACAUUUUAUGAAUCACAAAUGUAUGCUGAAAAAAUAAUUCUGACUAUUUAUAGGCUUUGCCAUACCAUCUCUGCCUGUGACAUCUGGCAUUUCUGUACAUUUUGGUAACUCUCGCCUGCCACAGACAGAUGUGAUGAAAAGUCUUUCUGUGAACUGAGCUGGCAGUUCACUUGUUUUUGGGGGUUUUUUUGGCAGUUCUGGUUUUGAAAAUUGAGGCAAAUAAGCAUCUUUGAGUUGCCUUGUAAUUGUAUAUCCUGACUGAUUAAAUGUUGGUGGUGUUUCA
Messenger RNA from Pipra filicauda (Wire-tailed manakin), 3687 nucleotides. It is a transcript of the gene HPRT1, whose product is annotated as hypoxanthine phosphoribosyltransferase 1. Lineage: Eukaryota; Metazoa; Chordata; Aves; Passeriformes; Pipridae. Bases 69 to 725 code for a protein of 218 amino acids. The record is from RefSeq and is a predicted model, not a curated record. The transcript is spliced from 9 exons. Gene Ontology annotation, molecular function: hypoxanthine phosphoribosyltransferase activity; magnesium ion binding. Gene Ontology annotation, biological process: IMP salvage; hypoxanthine metabolic process; purine ribonucleoside salvage.